AUGUCUGCUCCACUGAUGCAGACCUGUCCAUGCCACGCUCCAGGCGACGAUCCCGCAGAAAUUACAACUCUGCACCAAGCAGCUUUUCACCAAAACAACCAACGACUAGAAGAGCUCCUACAAGACAAUGCUGAUGUAUCGGCAACGCAAACACCUCGCGACUUCACACCGCUUCACUAUGCUGUUCAAUUCGGCGACGAAAAGAGCGUGCAGCUACUCAUUGACGCUGGCUCAAACGUCUCUGCAGGAAGCUAUGAUGGCAUCACGCCUUUACACAACACGUCUGCUGGUGGCAAUGUGAGAAUCACCGAAAUGCUCUUGAAGGCGGGAGCGAAUGUUGACAGUCGCAACAUCGAUGAAGAAACGCCUCUCCAUGUCGUGUCAUUAUUUGGGGAGACACAAAUCGCAAAGCUCCUCAUAGACACUGGGGCGGAUGUCUCGGCAAAGGACUGCUAUGGAAACACGGCUUUGCAUAUUUCUGCAUCCCACGAGAAUAUCGGGAUUGUUAAAGCUCUUCUUGACGCCGGCGCUGACGUUAACGCCGUAAAUAACAAUGGGGAUCCAGUGCUGCAUCAUGCAAUGAGCGACGGACCAGAAUGUGUCAAGUUUCUUAUCGAUCAUGGAGCAAAUAUCCACCUCAAAGGCGAAGGUGGUGAUACACUUCUGCAUCGCGCUGCGCAGAGCUCAUCUGACCUAGUGCGAGACUUGGUCAAAGGGGGUGCUGACCUUGAGGCAACCAACGACGAAGGAGCAACAGCUCUCCAUUGUGCUGCAGCAUGGGGAGAAACCGCAUCAAUGCAGAUCAUAAUCGAGAGAGGAGCAAAUGUCAAGGCGACCAACAAUGAUGGCGAGACGGUUCUGCAUAUUGUGGCGGGGAACCCUUCUCUCAGAAGCGGACGUGAUUCGGGUACGAAGGCAAAGCUUUUGAUCGAUGCGGGAGCAGACAUUCAUGCGAAAGCAAAGUCUUCAAAGACACCUUUAGAUUAUGCGGUUGAUUGUGAGGGCAAGGCUGUUGAGAAGGUACUGCGCGAGAUGGGGGCGGCGUAAGAGGUAGAAAGUUCAGAUCAACCAGAUCUCACCAGUUCUCGAGGUAUCGAUGUCUUUGGAGUGAAUUGUGAGUAUCUGAAUAUGGAAUCGCUUGAACAUAUCAUUCUCAUUAAAGUGUUCUACCC
Messenger RNA from Fusarium odoratissimum NRRL 54006, 1172 nucleotides. RefSeq lists its product as uncharacterized. Gene Ontology annotation, molecular function: protein binding. Bases 1 to 1047 code for a protein of 348 amino acids. The record is from RefSeq and is a predicted model, not a curated record. The transcript has a single exon. Gene Ontology annotation, biological process: protein localization to ciliary inversin compartment. NCBI's taxonomy places the organism in Eukaryota, Fungi, Ascomycota, Sordariomycetes, Hypocreales, Nectriaceae. Gene Ontology annotation, cellular component: ciliary inversin compartment.